This is a messenger RNA of Mustela lutreola (European mink), 6436 nucleotides long. It is a transcript of the gene POU6F2, whose product is annotated as POU class 6 homeobox 2. Bases 263 to 2344 code for a protein of 693 amino acids. NCBI's taxonomy places the organism in Eukaryota, Metazoa, Chordata, Mammalia, Carnivora, Mustelidae. The record is from RefSeq and is a predicted model, not a curated record. Gene Ontology annotation, biological process: regulation of transcription by RNA polymerase II. The transcript is spliced from 11 exons. Gene Ontology annotation, molecular function: RNA polymerase II cis-regulatory region sequence-specific DNA binding; DNA-binding transcription factor activity, RNA polymerase II-specific.
UUUCCUUUGCCUUCUGCAGCGGCGUUUGUGCCCAAACAGUAUCAUGCAUCUUAGUUGGCAAAUGGAAGAGCCGGCUCUCCUUGGGAAAUAUUUCUGAUCCCAAGACGCCCUCCUAAUGAGCUGAAGAUAAAGCAGAUUCAAAUUAUUGGGAAGAGGGGGGAGGCUUGCCUUUUUUGGAGGUGAUUUUUUUGCUUUCUUUUUCUCUCAUGCUCGGGGCGUACGAUGCUCUGGGUUUCGGGAUUAUUGAACACAGUUUGAUCCAAUGAUAGCUGGACAAGUCAGUAAGCCCUCGCUGUCAGCGCGGAGUGAAAUGAAUGCGGAGUUGAGAGGUGAGGACAAGGCUGCUACUUCAGACAGCGAGCUGAAUGAGCCCCUGCUUGCGCCUGUGGAAUCAAAUGACAGCGAGGACACUCCCAGCAAGCUCUUCGGUCUGAGAAAUGACCUCACAGGAAGUGUGGAUCAGACAUUAAUGGUCAAACAAGGGGCCAGAGGAAACCCGGCUCUAUCAGACCCAGGCACUCCUGACCAACACCAGGCCAGUCAGAACCACCCCCCUUUCCCGGUUGGGCCGCAGCCACUUCUGACAGCACAACAGUUAGCCUCGGCUGUCGCUGGCGUGAUGCCGGGAGGCACGCCGGCCCUCAACCAGCCCAUCCUCAUCCCCUUCAACAUGGCCGGACAGCUAGGAGGACAGCAAGGACUGGUCCUCACGUUGCCUACCGCGAAUCUCACCAACAUCCAAGGGCUGGUAGCAGCCGCUGCAGCCGGAGGCAUAAUGACUCUACCAUUGCAAAAUCUACAAGCUACCUCAUCCCUGAACUCCCAGCUCCAGCAGCUCCAGCAGCUCCAGCAGCUCCAGCCGCCGCCGCCGCCGCCGCCGCCCGCGGGCCAGCACCAGCCGCCCGGGCCGCACGCGCCCCCGCAGCCCCCGCAGCCGCAGCCCCAGCCCGCCCCGCCCCAGCAGCCGCCUCCCGCCUCCCAGCAGCCGCCGGCUCCGCCCGCUCAGCCCCAGCAGCCCCACCCCCAUCCCCAGAACCAGAACCAGAACCAGAACCAACCGUCUCCAACUCAGCAGAGUGCAAGCCCCCCUCAGAAACCCAGCCAGUCUCCGGGACAUGGCCUUCCGUCGCCGCUCACGCCACCCAAUCCUCUGCAGCUGGUUAAUAAUCCACUAGCAAGUCAGGCUGCUGCAGCAGCCGCCAUGGGCUCCAUAGCAAGUUCACAAGCCUUUGGCAAUGCUCUCUCCAGUCUUCAGGGGGUCACGGGUCAACUAGUUACUAAUGCACAAGGACAGAUUAUUGGGACCAUCCCUCUGAUGCCGAAUCCGGGACCAUCGAGUCAAGCAGCGAGUGGCACUCAGGGCCUGCAAGUGCAACCCAUCACCCCCCAGCUCCUGACCAACGCCCAGGGCCAGAUCAUUGCCACAGUCAUCGGGAACCAGAUCCUGCCAGUGAUCAACACCCAGGGCAUCACGCUCUCACCCAUCAAGCCCGGCCAGCAGCUCCACCAACCCUCCCAGACGUCAGUGGGUCAAGCAGCCUCCCAAGGCAGCCUUCUGCACCUGGCUCACAGCCAAGCAUCCAUGUCUCAAAGCCCCGUCCGCCAGGCUUCCUCUUCUUCCUCUUCAUCCUCCUCUUCCUCAGCUUUGAGCGUGGGCCAGUUAGUCAGCAAUCCUCAAACGGCAGCGGGUGAGGUGGAUGGGGUUAAUCUGGAGGAGAUCCGAGAAUUUGCCAAAGCUUUUAAAAUCCGGCGCCUGUCCCUUGGCCUGACGCAGACUCAGGUGGGACAGGCUCUCAGUGCUACCGAGGGCCCCGCGUACAGCCAGUCGGCCAUCUGCAGACACACCAUCCUGAGAAGCCACUUUUUCCUACCACAGGAAGCCCAAGAGAACACUAUAGCUAGCAGUCUGACAGCCAAACUGAACCCUGGCCUUUUGUAUCCUGCCAGGUUUGAAAAGCUGGACAUCACCCCUAAAAGUGCCCAGAAGAUCAAGCCGGUGCUUGAGCGGUGGAUGGCUGAGGCUGAGGCCCGCCACCGAGCAGGUGUGCAGAACCUGACCGAGUUUAUCGGGAGUGAGCCGUCCAAAAAGCGCAAGAGGCGCACCUCCUUCACACCCCAGGCCCUUGAGAUCCUCAAUGCCCACUUUGAGAAGAACACACACCCCUCGGGGCAGGAAAUGACCGAGAUUGCCGAGAAGCUGAACUAUGACCGGGAGGUAGUUAGAGUUUGGUUCUGCAAUAAGAGGCAAGCCCUGAAGAACACCAUUAAGCGCUUAAAACAGCACGAGCCGGCCACGGCGGUCCCCCUGGAGCCCCUGACGGACUCCCUGGAGGAAAACUCCUAAACGGACGCCCCCGCCCGAAGCAGAAGCAGACCCAGCAGGACCUUCCAGCUCCGCCCUCGGACUCCGCAGCUCAGAAUUCGGGAGAACAAUUAUCACUAAGAAUAAAACGUUGGGACUAAAAUCGAAAGAGAGCCCCAGUCGUCAGUCACCCUUGUAAGUAAAAAGACUAAGAAAACUACCAAGCGGACAGAAUGGUUUAUACGUGUCCGUGGGUUUUCCAAAAAGUUAGAAAAAACAAAAAACAAACAAACAAACAAACAAACAAUUUUUGAAAAUUUUUAACAAGGCGCACACCAUACCUGCUGGUGUGUGCAGUAGCAUAGUCCCCUGGCCCUACCCGUCCCUGAAGCCAAUUUUCUAAAGGACUUAAACCAAAUAACCACAAACUUUUUUUGUGUAUAUUAUGAAAAUGUGAACACAUUUUAAGGAAAAAGAAAAACAACCAAACAAAAAAAAAAAAAAAAAAAAAAAUACAAACGGAAAAAAAAAAAAAAAAAAGGAAAGAAAGAAAGAAUGGAAGACCCAACAACCAACAAGAACUUGUACCUGUUCAAAGCAAACACAAGCCUGCCACCUGGAGGAGGAACUCCGUUCUUUCAGGUUCCAAGUGCUGAUUUCACUCUGAAACCCUAUUAACCAAAGUCAGAAACAUGGCAUUGCAAACGCGAUCUCCUUGGUCUACUCCUCUGCAUGUAAAGUUGUGUUACAAAUUUUUACAUUUGUACUUAAAGGAAAAUUAAGAAGCCUGAUUUCUCCCGUCUUACCCAUCUCUGUCCCCACCUGCGGGGUGGGUGCCAUUGUUGAAGCCAUUCUCUGAGGCUCACUGUUGGUUUUCAUUUGGGGUGAGGGGGUUCUUUUUUCUUUGUCUUGGUUUUGUUUUUUUGGGGGGGAGGGGGCGGAGGAAGGGGACGUCCUGGAUCGUGUGCCAAAGCAUCCACUGCUUUCUUCUCACUAUGACUUGUGGGUAUGAGAAAAGAAAAUGGAGCUCGCAUUUCCCAUUCUUCCUCCAUAUCUCCAUCUCCCUCGGUGCAGCCUCCAGGGUCUGCUGGAGGGCCACAGAGUGGGAACGGUGUCUUUUCCACUCCGAUCCCAGUGAAAUGCAGGAGAGACUCCGAAAUAACUAGGGCUUUGCUUGAUGGACUGUCAACACUGGCAUAAGCCGUCGUUAUACUCACUGUCUACACCAGAGCUUGGGAUUUUUCUCAGUCUGUUGGCCACGUACAUGGAGAGCUGACCAAAACUAAUUUUGUAAUAUAAACAUAAACUGCACAUUUGGUUCAAUACUUACAUCUAUGUUAUGCUUCUGUGCAAAGCAAUUUCUCUCAGAAGUCUGAUAGCCAAAGAAAUGUCUCAAGAUUUCAGUCAAAACACACACAUAGCAUGCACACACCCAUAUGCACACACACAAAGACAACAGGCCAAAAAGAAAGGGAUGGUAAGUGGAUCAUUAGAGGCCAUCAUGCAUCCUGCAAAUCCCAUCUUUUCUGCUACUCUUGUCAUUCCAAUAGGGAUGGCAGACUUUUUUCAGUGGGGGGAGCCAUUGUUUUUGGGAUAUGUAUAUAGAGAAAGCAGAAAGUUGGAGGACGGAUUUAAACAAUUAGGCUGGGGGGUUGAGUUCUUGAGGGGAAGAGAAGUUGUAACAGUGAAGCACCUCCACUACAAGGAAAAUUCUAGAAGGAGCUUCUCUAAUACAUCAGAGUAGCCUUCACCAUUAAAACUAGGGGAUUAGUUCAGGUUUCAAGAUAACUGACUCCAAAGGUCUGUGGGCCAAAAUCGCCCAAUAAGCCAGAGGGGAUGAGAUGUGAGGACGGCUGGGCAGGUGGCCACGCAGAGCCCACAGCUGCUCUUUCCCGCGGGGCCACGUGCAAUGUGUUUAGGCAAAAGGAACCACCAAUCCGCCUGCUGUCUAGAUGCAAAUAUUCCCGAGUAAUUACUUCUAAUCAUGCUCACGUACUCGCUAGAAGUGAACUGUGAAAGAAAAAAAAAAAAAAAAAACCUCAAGUUGCCCAACUGAACAGAAAUGUCCUUUUCUUCCCCUAGCACGCUCCCUUACCCAUGGAGUGUGAAUGGGCCCCUUUGCUGCCAGUGUCAGUGCGAUGGUAGGACUGUCCCCACUCUAUCCCCUACCCCCCACUCCGGAGGGUCCCUGUGCCAAGCAGGAGACCACCAUCAAGGAAACUCAAAAAGAAAUCCUGCAAGUGGAAUCAUUUGCUUGUAAAGGCAUCUCCAUUCUGCCAGUCUGAGGCUAACUGGACCACAGCUAACUUGAUCUUCAAUGCCAACAAGGUCAUGGUACCCAUUUCUCCACCUCCAAAACUGCACACAAAGACCGACAACCCAGAAAUCCAAAAAUGUAUCGAUUAGACAGAUUUUGUAUUCUCCUAGGACCUGCUCCAAAUUCCAUCAAGAAAAGCUCCCCAGGAAGAGAAGUUAACAAGAGGACAUAUGAUGGAUGUUAAAUGUUUAAACAUACGCCAGCAGCAGUUACAUAAGGCCUGCUCAGUUCGGAGAUCUAUAAUUGGGAGGGUAUAACUAGGACAGUGAAAAUAUAAAAUAAAAGCAAUCUUCCAGAGUGGAAUAAAAAAGGAAUAUAUUCAUCCCACAGUCGUAAAACCAUUCAUGUGCAGUGCUUUUUUUUAUAGUUUUAUAAUUUUGUAUUGUUUUAUAAAUUAUUUAUAAGGUGUUGUAAUGCUUCUUAUAUUAAUUUUUUACAGAUGAAUUUUUUGCUACAAGGCAUAAAAAGGUGCCUGAACAAAUUCUUAGGAAUAUAAAUUAUACUGUGUGACUUGUAAGUCUUCGGGACCUCACCUACUGCUUAAUUUUAUUAUGACAUUUCUUAUUUCCACUUGUAAACAACUUUGUCUCUGCCAGUAUCUCUUAAGUGUCUUUUACAUUUCCAUGAACUGAAGGAUAAGGUUGCCACUAACAAAAAAAUAAAAGCCACUUCAGGCAUACGUGAUUGUAUUUCAAGCUUCAAUAUUUUUCUUACGUAGUCUUUAAUCAUGUCAUCCUCAUUUCCUUUCUUGUUUGAUAAAAAAGAGAAAGGACUGAUUCAACUUCACCCUUGUUUGUGGGCUUUUUUUUUUUUUCCAACCAAAAACCAUUUUGAACAACUGAGAGUUUUAAUUGCAUUGCAAGGUUUUGGUUUCUAUAUGUUGUAAUCACACACCCAUCACAUGCAUACACACACACACACACACACACACCCCACAAAAGAGAGAACAAAAAAGCAAAAGGAGCUAGGAAAAAAGAAAACCAAGUAGAGGCGUAUCAAAGAACUCAAGCUAUAACCAAAAAGAAAUUGUAAAAUGCCUUUGCUCAUCUUCUCUACGCUGGACCAAAGCUCAAUGUAGGUAUAUGCACAUUGUACAGAUAUGGCUUAAAUGUUGCUGACAAUCUCGCAAUACUAAACUGUUCCUAUUUUAAGAAAAAAAAAAAGAAAUACAAACUGUUCAUCAAUGUUUUACCUCAGCACUCUACUUGUACCCAGUUAAUGACCAAGCUUAAAGAAAUGGAGAAAAAAGAAAUUGAUUUUCAUUUUAAUGUUUGAGUGUAAAAUCUGUUUGGAUAACAUUUUGUAACGAGCUUUUCGUCAUGUGGUUUGCUUGUCUUCAACUUGAAAUUAUGUGAGGCACAUUUGUUUUAUUUGUUGUUGAGAAAGUGAUUUUUUUUUCUUUUUGUCCUACGUGCUGUGAUCUAGACUGGUCCCCAGGGUCACUAAUGAGGCCCCACAGACAGCUGCCUACUCCCCCCACAUUGGGGAGGGGGCAGCAGGAAGGAGGGCAGGAAAACAGACUGGGUUAUUUUGGAAAAAAAAAAAUCAUCAUGAUGAGAAGUUGACAUGAUGGACUUGUGACCAAGAAGCCAAACUUGAUAUUUAAAAGCUCCUUACUUGCUCUGACAUUGAAACCAAAGCUGAUUUAUCUGCACAGGUUGCUUAACGUUUAAAAAAAAAAAAAAACUGACAAAACUGUACUUAAUCUAGAGCAAUAUCUGUAUGGUCAGUAAAGCUGCACUUUGUGUAUUUCUUAACAGCUUCAGAUCUGUCACUUUUAAUUUGUACCAUAAAAAAUAAAGAAUUGUUUGACAUGA